CUCAUUCUCUCUCUAAGUCCCUUCUCUUUCUCUUGACCAGAACGGUGAAUAAUUUCCUUCAUCAUCUCACAUGGCACUAUUCUCUCCGUUGAAGUUAUUGCCGGCGGUGCUGGCUCUGUUUCUGGCGGUGAGCCAGAAACAGAGUCUCUGUUCGACGCUCGAGAGCGAAGGUUUGGCGCUGCUGGCGUUGAAGGAGAGUGUGGUGACAGACCCGCAGGGGGCUUUAUCAAGCUGGAGUGGCGAAAAUGGAGACGUUAUGGAUCCAUGCUCGUGGUUCGGUGUGGAGUGCUCUUCUCACGGUAAUGUCGUGACCUUGAAUUUGAAAGACCUUUGUCUUGAAGGAACACUAGCACCAGAAGUUGGAAUGCUGGCUCACAUAAAAUCAAUCAUUUUGCGCAACAAUUCUUUUUUUGGAGAAAUUCCUGAGGAGAUCAUAUACUUACAGGAGUUGGAAGUCCUUGACUUGGGACAUAACAACUUCAGUGGAUCACUUCCAUUUGACCAUGGCAAUAUGCCAUCCCUGACCACUCUCCUAUUGGACAACAAUUACCAUCUGACCAACUUAACUCCAGAGCUGUAUAAGCUCAAGAUGAAUUCUGAAUUUCGUGCUAAUGAAGAACAACUUACCGGUGCCACCACUACUAGAGAAGCAUAUGUUGGCAGAUGUAGUUUAUGGCACCUUGGCCAACAUGGGGAUAGAGCAGACCGGAGGCAACUUCUCAAAGUAGCAAAUGUUGCUAGUACACCCAAAAUUCAAAGGCAUGUUAACCAAGGGAUACUUAAACAAUUAGCAUCGCAUUUCCCUUUUGCAUUACCACCAAAUUUUGAACCUUUCUCAUCACCACCAUCACUUUCACCGUCAGAAAGUCCCUCAUAUUCGCCAUCACCUUCUCCCUCAGAUAGUUUUUUCACUCCUUCUCCCUCUCCUUCGCCUGUAGUGUUACUAACUCCAGACGUAUCACCACCAAUAAACACUCCUCUCACUGUACCUACACCACCAGUUAAUUGGGUUCCAGCACCUAGCCCUUCUCCAUUUUCUACCCAAGGGAACACGUACAAUUCCAAUCAAAUACAUCACUCGGCGAUAAUCUGGUCUGCGGUUGGGGGUUUCUCUUUAUUGAUUUUGAUGUCAGCCAUUACUUUUGCUUGCUUCCGAAGUAGGAAGGUUGUGACUGUUAAACCUUGGUCCACAGGAUUGAGUGGCCAGCUGCAGAAAGCCUUUGUAAAAGGUGUGCCAAGUCUCAAACGAGGAGAAAUUGAAGCAGCUUGUGAAUAUUUCAGCAACAUUAUCGGUUCGCUUCCUGAUGGAACUGUGUAUAAGGGGACUCUCUCCAGUGGAGUCGAGAUAGCUGUAGCAUCCUCUGCUGUGAACACAGCUCAAAAAUGGUCAAAAAGCAUGGAAGCUCAAUUUCGAAAUAAGAUAGCAACAUUAUCUAGAGUGAAUCACAAGAAUUUUGUGAAUCUAAUUGGGUACUGUGAAGAGAAUAAGCCGUUCUCAAGAAUGAUGGUGUUUGAGUACGCUCCAAAUGGAACACUCUUUGAGCAUAUACACAUUAGAGAAGCAGAAGAACUAAAUUGGACUAUGAGAAUGAGGAUAGCUAUGGGAAUAGCCUACUGCCUAGAGUAUAUGCAUGACCUAAAACCCUCCAUUGCCCAUAGAAACCUGCAAUCUUCAUUUAUAUACCUUACUGAAGAUUAUGCUGCUAAAAUAUCAGACCUUAGCUUAUGGAAUGACAUGUGUGCUGCAAAUAAUGGGUCUGCAACCACACAACUCCUGGAAACAUCAUCAGCAGAUGCCAAGGACAAUGUUUACAGCUUCGGAAUAAUAUUGUUUGAGUUGAUUACGGGGAAAAUCCCCAUUGCCGGGAACAAUGAUCUUCUUGCAGAUUGGGCAGCAGAAUAUUUAAGGUGGGGGAAAUCCUUGAGAGAUGUUGUGGAUCCAAGACUGAACUCUUUGCAGGAAGAAGAGAUUGAAGAAUGGUCUGAAGUGAUGAGAAACUGUGUACAACCAGAUCGAGAGAAAAGGCCAACUAUGAAAGAAGUUACAUCUAGACUCAAGGAAAUAACAGCUAUGGGGCCUGAUGGAGCAAACCCAAAGGCAUCACCACUUUGGUGGGCAGAAAUGGCAAUUACGUCCACUGAUUCAAGUUGAGACAUUGAUAUUAUUACCCGAAUAAAAGUGGAAUGAUAAUUUGUACAGUUACUCUAAAUUUGGUAUUCCUGCACUUUUGAAGUAUUUAUGUUUAUACUAAUGUUUUUUAAACUAUAAGUUUGAAGCCAACAGAAAAAGAUGUAAAGAACAAAUAACAUUUGCCUCAUUCUAGAGGAAUUGAUUUCUGUUAAUGUUUGAAGGGGCAGAGAGUGCUUCCUUAAUAAUCUCUAUUGAAUAUUACUUGGGGAAACUGCUGUCCGGACAGGGAAAGGACUGUGUUACGUUUGUCUAUACGAGAAGGAAACACAUUCACUUUU
Molecule: messenger RNA, 2469 nt
Organism: Vigna angularis (adzuki bean)
Lineage: Eukaryota; Viridiplantae; Streptophyta; Magnoliopsida; Fabales; Fabaceae
Product: probable inactive receptor-like protein kinase At3g56050
Exons: 9
Coding region: 71-2152 (693 amino acids)
Biological process (GO): protein phosphorylation
Molecular function (GO): ATP binding; protein binding; protein kinase activity
Source: RefSeq, a predicted model, not a curated record